UUUUAAAGAGACUCAGUGCUUUUACUUUCAUUUUUUGACUAGACUAUGCGCAAUAGGCUACGCGAUAUGCAUGUUUUAAUUUGACACACAAGAUAACGAUUAUUGUAAUUUGGGUUCUCUUUGGUUUGGAAGAACGAAGGAGAAAAUACAUAAGUAGAUCAACGGAGCAUCGCCGUUUGAAUCUGCUCUAACAGAAACCAAGGUUGACAUGAUGGGAUGCUAUUUUGUGCCAACUCUUUUUAUUUUCCUCGUUCAUGGUGUUUUUGGUGAGGAUGUGGUGACGGUGAUGGAGGGAGAUACAGUCACUCUACACACUGAUAUCAACAAAAAAGAACAUGACAAGAUGCUGUGGUAUUUUGAAGACACUCGCAUAGCUCUGAUCAAUGGACAUCCCAAUAUGAGCUGUUUAUAUGAUGGUGAAGACGGGAGAUUCAGAGACAGACUGAAGGUGGACUAUAAGACUGGAUCUCUGAUCAUCACAAACAUCACAACUGAACACGCUGGACGUUAUGAAGCAGAGAUCAUCAGAAGCGAGAGUUCAGGCAAAAGGCAAAGUUUGAACAGAAACCGAAGGUGUGACAGCAAAAAAAUCACCAAAAAAAUCAGCAUCAGUCAUGAUGAUACCAUGAAGACUGUAACUUUCAAUAUGAUCGUCAUUGCUGCUCUGUCUGAUCAAGUCAAAACCGACGAAGAGCCCCGUAUGGAGAAGAGGGAGUUUGACUUGGAUUCAGGUCUGUCUUCAGCUGCUGUAGCAGGAAUAUGUGCUGCUGUUCUGCUGCUGGUGACUGUUGUAGCUGCUGGUGGUGGGAUUUACUAUCGCCGCAGGAGCUCCAGAAAUGCAGACAGGGACAAAAACAAGUAUGAAGGACUACUGCCCAAAUGAGAAGGAGAAAGACAGU
This is a messenger RNA of Sinocyclocheilus grahami, 899 nucleotides long. RefSeq lists its product as uncharacterized. The record is from RefSeq and is a predicted model, not a curated record. NCBI's taxonomy places the organism in Eukaryota, Metazoa, Chordata, Actinopteri, Cypriniformes, Cyprinidae. The transcript has 7 exons. The coding region runs from base 209 to 883 and encodes 224 amino acids.